AUGCAGGUGCUGUUCUUUGACAGGAUUGGCUGGCCUACAUCUCUGCCAACUAGCGAGAAAGGAUCAUUUACAAAAAGUGUUCUUCGUGAGAAGUUGAAAGCUUUGGAAAAGCUCUCUGCUUCUGAUGACUUACCACUGCGUCCUGGAGUUGAGAAGUUCAUCGAUGAUGCACUUGGUGAGGGUGUGCCUGUAGCCAUAUUGGCAACAUAUGGCAGAAAUGGAGAGAAGAUUUCAAGAUCAAUAGUUGAGAAGUUAGGCCCUGAGAGAACGUCGAAAAUAAACAUUGUUGGAAAAGACGAGGUUGAAAGAAGUCUUUAUGGGCAGCUUGUUCUUGGUGAAGGAGUUGCCUCCAGUUUGGAUGAACAACUUACCAAGGAAGUACAAAAGGCUGCUUCUGCAGAGAAACAGAGGAUAGCAGAAGAGGUUGCAUCACUUCUAAAACUCAGUGUUGACAUUAACACACCAUCUAAAAGUUCCGAGAAGAUAAUAGCCACGCUGCGAGCUGGGGCCGAAUAUGUGGGAUGCGAUGUGCAAAACUGCAUCCUUGUAGCGGGUAGCCAACCUAGCGUCAUCGCAGCUGAGCGCAUUGGCAUGCCGUGCAUAGUUGUCCGAAGCAGCCUAACCGCUAGAGCAGAAUUUCACUCUGCAAAGGCCAUCAUGGAUGGAUUCGGUGACACGGACUUGACAAUAUCAAAACUACUGAGUAAGAGGUGGUCUUAAUACCAUUGCAAACUAGGCAUUGGAUGUGAGUUCCCUGCAAUCAGUCUCUAACCGACCGACUGCAUGAUGAUUCGAAACGUGGCUUGAUGUAAACCCGAGGUAGCAAAACUAGGCUUUAUGUAAUGCUGAGCUUGCGGCAGAAAGUUACAAUAAGCACCAGCUGCUUUGUGUUUUUGUUGUGAUUGUACCCGUGAAGUAUUGAACUUUUGAACUAUUACUCGCUCGA
Messenger RNA from Triticum dicoccoides, 946 nucleotides. RefSeq names its product CBBY-like protein. NCBI's taxonomy places the organism in Eukaryota, Viridiplantae, Streptophyta, Magnoliopsida, Poales, Poaceae. Bases 1 to 720 code for a protein of 239 amino acids. The transcript is spliced from 8 exons. Gene Ontology annotation, molecular function: hydrolase activity. The record is from RefSeq and is a predicted model, not a curated record.